Molecule: messenger RNA, 690 nt
Organism: Caenorhabditis remanei
Lineage: Eukaryota; Metazoa; Nematoda; Chromadorea; Rhabditida; Rhabditidae
Exons: 3
Coding region: 1-690 (229 amino acids)
Molecular function (GO): protein binding
Source: RefSeq, a predicted model, not a curated record
AUGAAAUUAUUCAGUCUUCCUUACCUUGCCUACUCUCGAAUCAUCACUUCAAUGAAUCCGAUAGAAGUGAUUUGCCUCUCAUUUUGUUCAAAAACAUCGAGAGAAAGAAUCAAGCAGAUACAUUUUCAUGUUCCUUUCCUAGGAAUUUCUACAAAAGCUAACAAACGGAAAUCUCCGGUGUUUCAAUUACGAAUUUCGACGGGAUGUCGACACUUAUCGAUUCCAUUCGAAACUGCUCCACGUUGGGCUUGGUGUAAAGGAAGAAGAUUUGUGGGAACUAUAGAUGGAGUCAAACACUAUUUCAGAUGCAUUGAGGGCAUGACUGGCACUGUUUUGUUUAGUAAUAUCCCGAAGAGUUAUUUCAAAAUAACCAAUUACAUGUUGGAUUUAGUACGAGCAAGUUUGUGUUUUCUGGAGUUGGAUUUGAAUGUGAUCGGCGAUUUGAAAGGAUUCAUAACUGAACCAUGCAUGAAAUCAGUUUCCGUAAUAGAUAUUAUUUCUGAAACUGUUACCGCUGAGAAGCUGUCCGUCUUCUUCAAUAACAUAGAGAAUCCGGUUAAAAACGUUCAUAUUCACUCGAAAGUUGAAGGACAAGUGUCUGCAAAAUCACUGACGUUCAAGACAUUACUAGCGACUUAUCAGAAGGAUUCGAUUUGGAGAGAGAUGAUGGAUUACUGGCAACUAUCUUAG